AUGAACACAAACAACAAACAAUCCUGUGAAGAUGGUGUCGAUGAAGAGGAAGCACGAGGAGUUCAAAAUCAAGAAAAGUGUCUAUGGCGAUGGAAACAAGUGGUUCAGAGGUCCAUCAUCGGAAAAUCAAGCAGCGGACUGGUUUAUUUGGCGACUUUGAAGAAACCCAAAUGGAGACUCACCCACUUGCCUGUACUAAUGGCUGUGAAGUCCGCAGAGGUUUCUGAUUCGGCUUUGCUUCAGAGGGAAGCAAUUGUUCUUAGCAACUUCCAUGCUUGUCCCUAUAUCUAUCGUUGCUUUGGGGACGAGAUUAUGACCGAUGAUCGCAAUCGCAUCAUUUAUAACCUUCUCUUGGAGUACGGCUCUGGCGGAACCCUAGCUAAUUUGAUCAAGAAAAGUGGCGGCGAAGGAUUGCCUGAAUCUGAUGUUAGGCGCUAUACAAGGCAUAUUCUUGAAGGUCUUGAUUGUGUUCAUAGCUGUGGGUAUGUUCACCAUGCUCUAAAGCCUGAGAAUAUCAUAAUCGUUCCUAUCAUUACUAGAACUGGCGCUGAAUAUAUUGCAAAGAUUGGUGAUUUUGGGUUGGCAAAGAGAGCGAAGCAGAUGAGGAAGAUGAUGAUGAUGUCAAAGUCUUGUAAAUUGAGAGGAAGUCUCAGGUAUUCGUCGCCGGAGACAGUGGCUGAUAAAGGGCUACAACAAGAGUCUCCAUCUGAUGUUUGGGCUCUUGGGAUGACUGUGUUUGAGAUAUUAACUGGGAAGUCUGUGUGGGAUGGGAAACAAGAUUCAGAAGUUGAGGACAUUCUCUUUGAGAUUGGUAGAGGGCAUGGACUGCUCAAACUGCCCAAUCAGAGUGAGGUAUCAAAUGAAGCAAUGGACUUUUUGAAGGGUUGUUUUGCUGGAAAAGCUAUGGAUAGAUUGACUACUCAUAUGCUCUUGAAUCACCCCACUACAAGAAUUCACACAUUUGCCGACCACUUUUGCUGA
Messenger RNA from Camellia sinensis, 981 nucleotides. NCBI's taxonomy places the organism in Eukaryota, Viridiplantae, Streptophyta, Magnoliopsida, Ericales, Theaceae. The record is from RefSeq and is a predicted model, not a curated record.